This is a messenger RNA of Chlamydomonas reinhardtii, 3200 nucleotides long. RefSeq lists its product as uncharacterized. Lineage: Eukaryota; Viridiplantae; Chlorophyta; Chlorophyceae; Chlamydomonadales; Chlamydomonadaceae. Gene Ontology annotation, biological process: G1/S transition of mitotic cell cycle; signal transduction; regulation of G2/M transition of mitotic cell cycle. The transcript is spliced from 7 exons. Gene Ontology annotation, cellular component: cyclin-dependent protein kinase holoenzyme complex; cytoplasm; nucleus. Bases 130 to 1527 code for a protein of 465 amino acids. The record is from RefSeq and is a predicted model, not a curated record. Gene Ontology annotation, molecular function: cyclin binding; cyclin-dependent protein serine/threonine kinase activity; ATP binding.
AAUAUAAUACAAUACUACAGCGGAUUGACACACACCGUCACUGAACGAGACAAGCACGUCCUGAGACCGCAGGGAGCCACUCUUGUCGUUUUCAGGCAAAUGGCCGCUGCGACGUGCCUAGCUCCAGCUAUGGAGCUGUCAGGUUCUCUAAGGAAUGCUGGCACCACGUCAACAAGCGGGCGGAGCACAGACCUGGCCACGAAUACAAACAUUGCCACGCUGGUCGGAAACCUGCGCAAAUGCAGCCUGGCGUGCGCGGAAGCAGCAUGGGUGAACACUCACAUACUUCCAUGGCUUUUACAAAGAGGCGUGGACGCGGAGCUGCACAGCCUACUGGCGCGCUUCGGCUUUUCGGGACCACAGCUGGGCUUUACUGAGCCCGUAAUUGACCUGCUGGCGCUCACGACAGCGCUGCACAAGUACCUGUACGUGAAGAUGGGCCAGAUCGGCGCGGGCGCCUACGGGGCCGUGUUCAAGGCCUACCACCGCGAGACGCACGAGCUGCUGGCGAUCAAAGCCGCGGACAUGACAGAGUACGGGUUGGCGGCUUCCACACUCCGCGAAAUCACCAUGCUCAAGGAGCUGCGGCACCCCAACAUCGUGGGCCUGCGGGACGUCAUCAUGUCGCCUGUCGGACCGCCGCCGCUGCGGCAAGGUACCGCUGGCUCCGGUACCGGCCGCAAGCAGAGCUGCUACUUGGUGGUCGAGCUGCUCCACUGUGACCUGCACGCCUUUAUGCAGCACCGGCCGCACGCGCUGAGCAUGAGCACAGCCAAGUCGAUCAUGUACCAGCUACUGAGCGGGCUGAAGCAUGCGCACAUGAACGGCAUCAUGCACCGAGACAUCAAGCCGCAAAACAUCCUCAUGGGGCCCGCGCCCUCCGAUGUAGCAUCAGCGGCGGCAGCCGCCACAACGGCCCCAGAGGACACGGCUCCGGCCACUGCAGCGGGCCGGGUGCAGAUCAAGAUUGCGGACUUUGGCCUGGCGCGCUCGUACCUGCCCGACGAGCAGGCGUACACCGACUGGGUGGUGACGCUCUUCUACCGGCCGCCGGAGCUGCUGCUGGGCUGCAAGAGCUACAGCCCCACCGUGGACGUGUGGAGCGCGGGCUGCGUGCUUGCCGAGAUGGCCAAUACCGGUUCACCGCUGUUCGUGUCGGACUCGGAGCUGGGGCAGCUGGACGACAUCUUCGCCAAGCUGGGGACCCCUAGCGCCAAGGCUUGGCCUGAGCUGGAACAGAUGCUGGGCGCGACCGGCAUGGGUUCGAGGGCAUACCAGCCGCAGCCGCUGAAUCAGCUUGUGCCCCGGCUGGCGGCUGACCCGCAGGCUCUGGACCUGCUGAGCCGCAUGCUGGCGCCCAACCCCCGUCACCGCGUAUCCGCGGCUCGGGCGCUGGCGCACCCCUGGUUCGAUGACAUCCGGGCCGCUGAGGCGGCGGCCUUGCAGGCCGGCGUGGCCGCGGAGGCGGCGCGACAGGCGCGCGCAGGCGCUGUGGCGACGGCGCCGCUACCGCACAGAGGGUGCUGACGGAGUGAUGGACGCGAUAAGUAAAGGUUUCUACGGGACGCGGCUUGUGGUGUUUCCUGAGGACAGCCGCACUUUUGUGGCCUGUCUUACCCGUGCGUGAUGGGGCAUGGCGGCAGCGCAACAUUGCGUAGCUGAUGCACGCGCGCUGCGUUUUGGAUGCCCAAUGGCGAUACCAUAUGAUUGGAAGCCUACCUAUAACGAGUGAUGCUUGCGCUGCUGUCUAGUACGUCAGGGAGAAGGAAUACAAAACUGUUGGCGCACAGGGGCUACGUGACCCUGCACGUAUGUGUAGUGCACUUAAGCGUGCGCGUUUGGGUCGUAUUGACCCGCAGCAUCUGCACGUGUGUACGGUAUUGCGGGAUCCUUGGUGUGUCAGAGCUGUAGAUGACAGUUGGUCGCGCGCCACACAGAUUUUGCCCACAAGAUGCAAAAGCGUGUGCAGGAGACAGUGGUCUGCGUGCGUGCGCGGCUGGGUCGUAUUGACCGGCAGCACCUGGACGGCUGAGCCUGAAGCGUUGAUAUGGGAUUCCACGCUUGUCAGCGCCAUUCUUACAUCGUGACAGGCUGUUUUGCUUGCAGGACUACAUUAGGAACCGGAUGGCGCGUAAAAGGCAUGCCUUGGGGGAGCCCUAUUCAUUGGGCAUUGCGGUUUACGACCUCAACCGCCCAGCCAACAACUGGCCCUUACGGGUUGGCUGGAACUCCUUGAAGACUGGGCGUUUGCGGUGUGAUCCUAAAUACGGUGUUUUGCACGGCAUGCCAUGCGACCAAAUCGACUGAGUAGUUGCGGUAGAGGCAUCAGGUAGAGGUGAAGGAAUGUCCACAAAGGUAUGCAAUGUGGCGUAAAUGCGCACUGCAAUCGAUAGUGAUACAGACUCGAACGGGUGCUAUUAUGCAAGCUAGGGGUAGGUCCAGCUGCAGGAACGCUGUGUGACACAGGCAAGGUUAGGCCAGAUCAUGCUGGGCCUGCCUAGCGCGCAGGUGGCCAGGCUGAACCACGCGGUAUCGGCACGGUUGAUUGUCACCCGGCUCUUCUUGUGAUCAUUAUCCUAAGUGACACGUGCAUGGUUAUGCAGUUAGCAUUGUCGGGAAAGCAUACUGGUACACGUGAUACCAUAUGUCCCUUAGACGUGAAGAUGACCGGGCACUUUUGGGUUGUCCGCAGGGGUUGGGAUACAGAGAGUGCGACUCAGGUAGCACGCACGGCCCGCAUGUUGGCGUGGUCCGGACAGGAUCUGAGGAUCACAGGAGCUGGUCAUGGAUAGGAUUGAUAACCAUUUUUGCACGUUUGUUUCCGCUUGUGGGGAUACCGGCAGCCCAUCGUGCAUUCAUGCCGGGUCUGUUAGUAGGAUGGAGGCGUAUGUGCAAUACUAGGUGAGGGUGUCCCUCGCCUUGCGCACCUCAGUGUUGUUGCUGUUUGGACUGAGUUUGUUGAAGAUUGUAUUCAGUUUUGGCACUGUGUGUAUGGCGCUUUAAGUAUGUCAUCGUCGCGUACGGUAGGUGGUGUGACAGGGGUGCAGAGAGAGGUGCUCUGGCAGGUCAGCCUUCAGUCGCACUUACGCAGCUGGCAGGCAUGUGUCGUCAAAGCAAUGGAAGCAUGUCCGUGGUGCGGUGGAGUGAGUUGAGGAGAGCGCAAGUAACCGGCGCGUCCCGUGCUGUAAUGAUUGCGAACA